Cottoperca gobio is the source of this 1192-nucleotide messenger RNA. RefSeq names its product transmembrane 4 L six family member 4 (gene tm4sf4). The record is from RefSeq and is a predicted model, not a curated record. Lineage: Eukaryota; Metazoa; Chordata; Actinopteri; Perciformes; Bovichtidae. Bases 1 to 609 code for a protein of 202 amino acids. Gene Ontology annotation, cellular component: membrane. The transcript is spliced from 5 exons.
AUGUGUUCAGGCAGCUUUGCCAAGUGUCUGGGGAUCAGUCUGAUACCUCUGUCGAUUGUGUGUGUGCUGUGUAACAUCCUGCUAUUUUUCCCCGGGGGAAAUCCUGUGGAGAGCGAACACAUCACAGACCAAGUAUGGUAUUUUGGAGGCAUUCUGGGAUCUGGAGUACUGAUGAUCUUCCCAGCUCUGGUCUUUCUAGGUCUGAAGAACAAUGAUUGCUGCGGUUGCUGUGGCAACGAAAGCUGUGGGAGGAGGUUUGCGAUGCUGAGUUCCAUACUAUUUGCAGCUGUGGGUGUUGCGGGAGCUGGUUACUCAGUUAUAGUUUCUGCUGUGGCUAUAAACCACGGACCUGAGUGUGUGGUUAACAUUAACAACACAGUAAAGCACUGGGGCUAUCCCUUCUCAAAUGGUGACUACCUGUCCGACAAAGAUUCCUGGCCGACAAAGUGUUUAGAGCCGACCGGCGUGGUGUCCUGGCAUCUCUCUCUGUUCUCUGUGCUGCUGGUCAUGGGUUUAAUCCAGAUGGCGCUGUGUGCUGUGCAGGUGGUGAACGGCCUGCUGGGAUGUCUGUGUGGGGACUGCUGUGGAGGGAGCGAUGGAUCCGUCUGAGCACUUCCUACAGCUGUGUGAUCCUGCUUUCAUUUAUUUAUUCUAACAUGUGUGUACUAUAUCUAACAACACUAGUGAAAUGACAGAGCUUGAAUUGAAAUGGUUAUGUAUGAAGAGCAGAUGGGACCAUGAGAGGGAAUAGGACCAUGCUAUUGCUUUAGAUGUCAUUUUGUCUUAUCUAGUUAAACUUAAAAAAGGGGAGCAACAUGUUAGAAAAACACAUUUUAGGAGUUUCUCUCUUCAGAUUAGAUAUUGCUGUUUCAUGACUGCCCCCUGUUGGACAUUUUGUCUGAUGGGGAGUUAAAAAGUCAUAGAGAUAAACCCAUAUGCAUCUACAUCAUCAAUAAAAUCUAACAUUGUCUACUUCUCACUGAAAAAUGUUGUUGUGCUAUUAGAAAGUACUGAAUAAAAAUGCUUUUAUUUCAAAAUGUUGUUGUAAGAGACUUCAGUGCAGUUCAUAUGAUAUGAUUGGCACUAAUGUGUCAUUGGGCUUUUUUCACUUCUCUUUUGUACACACUUACUGCAGGCCUUCUCAUGAGGCACUCACUUGUCUGAUGUGAUAUUAAAGUAUAUUGUCUUUCUG